UACAAAUGUCCAAAUGUAAUGUCCUUUCUUGUUUGGGGGAAGAACUGCACAUAUACAUCCAUCAUGUAUAUGACAUCUCCCCUGCCGUAAUAUGAAUUUACAUAAACAAUAACCAAUAUGUGUUGGUGAAUAGGCAUUCGACCAAAAUAUAUUGGAACGAUAAAAUAAUGAUAGAGCAAAAUUUUAGACGGGAAAAUUGUCGGAAUGGGGAAAAUGCAUGCAGCUAUCCAAUGUCAUAUGGUCAAUUCAACCUGUUCGCAUUGACAUCUUAAUUGUUUAGCCAUGAACGGCAACUCACACAUUCGCUUCUUGAUAAUUGAAUUCAGGACUACACGUAAAAUUUUCGUCCAAUAGGAAAUGACCGGACGUUAUUUCAUUUUCUGUGCAGUUUAAAAGGGCGUCACGAUGAAUCUUUCUCUGUCAUGGCCGUAUAUAUUUGACAUAAAAGCGUUUAUCAUUCAGGUUUUCCAGUUUGGUGAUAAGCCGAGUACUUGAACCAAGGCUGGCCUUCACGUCGACUAAUUAUCAAAAUGCUGGUACGAAGUGAUCGAUUUAACAUCGCUCUCAUCUGACGUUUGAUUGAUUAUCAGUCAUUUCAUUCGAUUGUUUUCAUGUUUAACAUGUUUUUCAGUGUCGUAUCCAUCGUGUGUUUGGUGUUUUUCGCGGGAAACGUUCAUUUCACUGAAACAUUGUCUAUAAAUGAAGAACCAAGAGUGAAGUCUAUACGGCUGGUUGGUGGAUUGACGCCCUGGGAGGGCCGAGUAGAAAUACUUCAUGGUGGUGAAUGGGGAACAGUAUGUGAUGAUUUAUGGGAUCUUGCCGAUGCACAUAUUGUCUGUUUGAGCAUGGGUUACGCAUAUUCUGUGGCCGCUUUAAGUGGAGCUCCGUUUGGUGAAGGCACAGGCGACAUACUCCUAGACGCGGUAGAAUGUUAUGGGAACGAAUCCUCCAUCUUGGAUUGCCUUCACGAUGGAGUAGGAAUUCAUGACUGCAAACACGAUGAAGACGCAGGAGUUCGCUGUUCUAUAAGUGCAGGUAUCAACUAAAUUUCUGGAUGAAAAAAAAUCGCCAUUACCCCAUUUUGUGCGAAGUUUAAUGUAAAUGCUGAUUUUUGCUCGUAACUAUGAAGCGGUCUUGUAUAGUCCAAGUCAGUUCAACACAGGAUCCGUCCCGGUAAAGUACGUACUUGGGGUUUGCAUGAAAGAGACACAAACGAAAUCAGAAACAGUCCACAAUCUUAGAUUUUUAAAGAACCUUUUGGUACAGCAUUUGAAACGUUUUGGUUCCAAACAGUAUUCUAUAACCGUUCGUUAUACAAGGAAUCAUCUACGGUUCUUUAUACAAGCUAUGGUUUUUUGUUGCUGUGAAUUCAUAAUCUAACAAUGGAUUGUUUCGUAUUAUAGGUUCAUGUUUUGAAGAACCAUAAACGAAAUGUUCUAAUCAGCACAUUGCUUUCUAAGAAUGCAGGACUGUUGUAAAGACGACAGUAACACCAGGACGUUCUGACCAGACAAGACUUAGGUCUAAGGUAUUGUGUGUCACGGCUAUCAGCUUUGUCCAAUGAGAAGGCUCGGGCACCACUGGGAGAUGAACCUUUCAUGAAAUAAUUUAUUUCGUAUAAGU
Molecule: messenger RNA, 1623 nt
Organism: Lytechinus variegatus (green sea urchin)
Lineage: Eukaryota; Metazoa; Echinodermata; Echinoidea; Temnopleuroida; Toxopneustidae
Product: scavenger receptor cysteine-rich domain-containing group B protein-like
Exons: 3
Coding region: 612-1046 (144 amino acids)
Cellular component (GO): membrane
Source: RefSeq, a predicted model, not a curated record